CGUCGUGCACCAGCUGGUGAAUACGUCACAUCCGAUUUGGAAGCCCUGAGAGGUGCUGCACCCUCGCGACACCAACUCGGCGUUGUUCUCGUUGUGUUCCAAGCAUUUCUGGAAUCGUCGCUGAAGAGUACACGUCUCCACGACCUUUGCGAAGAACACAACUUGAUUUUGAGGCUAAAGAACGAAGCCAAGACACUUUUUGACAUCAUGAUCAUCCCCGUUCGCUGCUUCACCUGUGGAAAGGUCAUUGGGAACAAGUGGGAGGCGUACUUGGGACUUCUGCAGGCAGAGUACACGGAGGGUGAUGCUUUGGAUGCAUUGGGAUUGAAGAGGUACUGCUGUCGCAGAAUGCUGCUGGGGCACGUGGAUCUCAUUGAGAAAUUACUGAAUUACGCACCUCUUGAGAAAUAGAACAAAUAUCGGAGGUCUAAUUUAUUUUCCUGGCUUGUUGACGACCUGGCCUGGCUUUCGUGUGACACUCAACCAUCAGUCAUUAGAAAUUCAUCAUUUUAGAGUCACAGAUAAGAAGCUAGUAAUGUAAGUCUCAUUUUCAUCAUAAAUAUGUAAAGUUUCAUUUCAUCCCUGAACUAUUAAGGACUAUUGUGUAAGAAUAAAGAACUAUUUUUCAUGCCUUGAAAA
This is a messenger RNA of Diachasmimorpha longicaudata, 639 nucleotides long. It is a transcript of the gene Rpb10, whose product is annotated as DNA-directed RNA polymerases I, II, and III subunit RPABC5. NCBI's taxonomy places the organism in Eukaryota, Metazoa, Arthropoda, Insecta, Hymenoptera, Braconidae. The transcript has 2 exons. The record is from RefSeq and is a predicted model, not a curated record. Bases 208 to 411 code for a protein of 67 amino acids. Gene Ontology annotation, biological process: transcription by RNA polymerase I; tRNA transcription by RNA polymerase III; transcription by RNA polymerase II. Gene Ontology annotation, molecular function: DNA binding; zinc ion binding. Gene Ontology annotation, cellular component: RNA polymerase I complex; RNA polymerase III complex; RNA polymerase II, core complex.